This is a messenger RNA of Acyrthosiphon pisum (pea aphid), 2964 nucleotides long. Its product is annotated as peroxisomal acyl-coenzyme A oxidase 3. The record is from RefSeq and is a predicted model, not a curated record. Gene Ontology annotation, cellular component: peroxisome. The transcript has 16 exons. Gene Ontology annotation, biological process: lipid homeostasis; fatty acid beta-oxidation using acyl-CoA oxidase. The coding region runs from base 539 to 2602 and encodes 687 amino acids. NCBI's taxonomy places the organism in Eukaryota, Metazoa, Arthropoda, Insecta, Hemiptera, Aphididae. Gene Ontology annotation, molecular function: fatty acid binding; pristanoyl-CoA oxidase activity; FAD binding.
AUUGCAUGAUAUACCUACUUCAUAGUUCAUGCGUUGUGCACUUACCUAUAUUAUAUUUUAUCAAUGGUACAAGACAUAUUUAGACAACACAAAUUUGCUCGACACUCGUGGUAAGUACCUAUUCGAUGUUGCUGAAUAUCAUGACGGCGGUACGUGCAGAUUUGGAUUCACCGUUCACGUAAUCGAAAGUCUUUAAAACGAGACGAGUAGACGACGACGUCGACGCAUCGACGAUUGGCGAGUCAGUACUCAGUCAACUUGACACUAUAGUAGUUUUCACGUGAAAGUUGUUAUCGUGUUCCCAUCAAUAAUAGUUCUUUAGUAUUUUUCUAAUGAUUCAUAUUAAAUAUUUUUGAGUAAUAAGGUUUUAUUGAUUAGGGGAACCGUAUUCGACGCAUUCUUUUAUAAUAAACAAAUUUAUUGUAGUUUGAAUAAACAAGCCACACUAGAAAUCAUCAAUUGUUUAACAUCCCUAAUUCAACUUCAUAUGAAAAAAUCAUCACCUCCACACAAUACUUCACCAUUUAAAUAGAUCACAAUGAAUACGUGCUCUGAUAUAUUAAAAGACUUUGAAUCGGGACCACUAGAUGUUUAUAGAAAAAAUUCUACAAUCAACUGGAAAAAAAUGAGAGUUUUCAUAGAAUCUGAAGAUAUUUUACGAUACAAGAUGAGAGCUUGGAAAACGUUUGAAUCUGAUCCACUAUUCCAACAUUCUAAUGAAACUUUACCAUUAGAUGAACAACGAAGAUUAGCAUUAUUAAGAAUGUAUAGAAUUGUAGAAUCAAAAGUAUUUCCAUUUGAAGAAAUAAUGUCUAGUCCCAAACUGGCUUUAGCAAAAAUAGUAGCAAUGUUUCAAUAUUGUCCGUCUGUUGCAAUAAAAGUCGGAUUGACUUUUGACAUGUUCUCUAAUGUCAUAUUCAGUAUGGAUAAUGGAAGAAAUUCUAAUCUAUAUGAAAAUGCUCAGGAAGGAAAAGUUCCUGGUUGUUUUGCACUUACAGAAAUUUCACAUGGUACAAAUACUAAGGAAAUGAGAACUACAGCUUUAUAUGACAAUAAUUUAAAACAGUUUAUUUUACAUACUCCUGAUUUUGAAGCAGCAAAAUGUUGGGUUGGUAGUUUAGGAAAAUCAAGUACACACGCAAUAAUAUGGGCCAAAUUAAUCAUGAGUAAUGGUGAUGAUCAUGGAUUACAUGCAUUUGUAGUAAAUAUACGAGAUCCAAAAACAAUGUUACCUUACUCUGGAGUCAUAGUUGGUGACUUAGGAGAAAAAGCCAGUUUGAAUGGUGUUGAUAAUGGAUUUAUAAUGUUUAACAAGUUUUGUAUACCAAAAGAAAGUUUACUGAGUAAAACUGGAGACAUAAAUGAAGAUGGAAAAUAUGUUUCGCCGUUUAAGGAUAAAUCAAAACGAUUAGGAGCUUCUUUGGGCAGUUUAUCAGUUGGACGAUUAAGUAUUGUAAAUAUAUGUGUAGCAUACAUCACAAAAGCUGUUCCAAUAGCUAUAAGAUAUACAGGUGUUAGGAAACAGUUUGGACCCCCUAAUGGUGAUGAGUUACCAGUCUUAGAGUAUCAAUUAGUACAAUGUAGAUUGAUCCCAAAUUUGGCAGCUGCAUAUGCAUUAAAAAUUUAUGGUGAUUACGUGGCUAAUGUAUAUGAAUCAUUUUUAAUUGAGAUGUUCUCCAACAGUGGUUCAGAAAAAAUUAGAUUGCUUGGCACAGAGAUACAUGCAAUAUCUAGUUGUACCAAACCUAUAGCUGCGUGGACAUGUCGAGAUGCAAUACAAGAGUGUAGAGAAGCAUGCGGUGGUCACGGUUAUUUAAAAGCUGCUGGGCUUAGUGAACUGCGUAAUGCAAAUGAUGCUAACUGCACAUAUGAAGGUGAUAAUAAUGUAUUAGUACAACAAACCAGUAAUUGGCUAUUAAAUAUAUGGACAAAUUUACUGAAUGGAAAUACAAGUUGUUGUGAUACUCCAUUGGGUACUAUAGAGUUUCUUAAAGAUGUGAAAACUAUACUAAGUGAAAAAUUCAAAUUAUCUAGAGUAGAUGAAGUAUUCACUCAUAUGCAUUUACUAUCUUGUUUUCAAUGGAUGAUAUGCUAUCUAUUACGUCAGACAUAUGCACAAUUGCAACUAUUAAAAGAUCAAAGAAAAGAUUUAUUUACAGCGAAAAAUGAUUCCCAAAUGUUCUUUGCUAGGGAUCUGUCAAUAGUAUUUGCUGAAUACUUAAUUUUGAAAAAGUUUAUUGAAACAACAUCAUCUCCAAAUUUAGAUGAUGCACACAAAGUAGUAUUACAUAAACUUGCUUCACUUUAUGGAUUUUGGCUAGUUGAAAAACAUUUGUCAAUUAUGUAUGAAGGUGGCUAUGCUAAUGGGCCAUUAGCAUCUGUAAUAGUUAAAGGAUCCAUAAUAGAUUUAUGUUCAAGUCUUAAAAAUGAAGCAGUGACGCUUGCUGAUGCUAUAGUGCCUCCAGAUUUUAUUCUUAAUUCAGUGCUGGCUGCUUCAAAUGGACGGGUUUAUGAUAACUUAAAAGAUUUAUUAUUUGAAGAUAAAUCGACAUUUGAAAGACCUACUUGGUGGACAGAGAUAGCAGUACGAUCGAAAUUAUAAAUUUAAGGAUAGUAAGAAGCAGUUAUUUUAACACGUUGACUGCAUAUGUUUUUUUGCAGUUUUCACCCAGUGCAUUUGGUUAGAGGUAAAAAAUGCGUUUAAUCCAUACUAAAUAAUAAUAAAAAAAUAUUCAGCCACGGGUCAAGAAUAACAAACUAUCUACUAUUUUUUAGCAUCAAAUGCAUUGCUGAUUGAUCCUCAUAACGCAAAUUUGCGUUAAUAUGUAGUCAACGUGUUAAGUAUCGAAUUUGUAAAACUAACUAGGUUUAUUCAAGUUUUUUUUUUGUCAAAGGUUCUUUUUUAUUAUGAAUAAGUAUUAUUGGUUUUAAUCUAUAUUUUUGUUUUAAAUUACAUGGUUUUUU